CACCUCUUCACCGUAGCUGCUUUCACAACCCUCUUGAGAUUAACUAGCACAGCUGAUCUUUUCUCCUCCUGACAAAUACACAUCGCUCUACCCCUCUGACACAGGUUCACAGCACUGUCCAGAUGUAUUCCAUCGGCUGCUCGAGGUUCCUGGCUUUGGUCAUGGUUCCUAUAGCAAUUGUGAGCACUCUGGCCAAUUUGCUGCUGCUCUUCCCCGACCUGGAUUACCGCUACCUGACCGAAGGUCAUGUGACUCGGGAGGCUGUAUGGUGCACAGGGAUAUGGCUUUCUGGCUUUGUAGUGCUUGUGGCUGCUCGUGGAUUUGCGUCAAGCCAUACAAAAGAAGGAUGCUGUCUUUUCAGAACUGAUAUGCUGUGUCGGACUGCGUACUCGUGUGUGGCUGCGUGUGCGGCCGGCUUGUGCUUUGUGAUCAAUGAUAAAGGACUAAAUAAUGGUCCGCUGUGUCUGCACAAUGGAACUGAGGGUCUAGAGUGGGAAAGGCCUCUGAAACGCCAGAAUCUGGAUGAGUUGAGUUACCUGUAUAAGCCUGAACGGUGGGCCUCGGCCUGUGUGGAGCCUCGUGGUGUGGUGAUGUGGAACAUUGUUCUCUUUUCUAUCAUCAUGGCUGCCAGCGGACUUCAGGCUAUCAUCUGUACUGUGCAGAUCCUACACGCUGUGCUUGGUGUGGUUUUUGGACCUGGCUUCUGUAAGAACAAGGUUGCUCCUGCUUGAAGAACCCAAAGGAGUGGUUUGGUUUCCUAAAAGCAGGUGUGGGUGCAUUUUACAUCAUAAUGCCUGUUAUAUUAUAUGCUGCAGUUUCUGUUUGAAUUAUUUUGCAGAACACAGGAUUUGCAAUGUAACACAAAAGCAUUCCUGCUUUCUCACAUACAGUCUUAUGCAAACAUUUGAAUACCCCAGUCAAAUGAUAUUUUGUUGAUUUUCCAAGUGAA
Messenger RNA from Colossoma macropomum (tambaqui), 949 nucleotides. RefSeq names its product transmembrane 4 L6 family member 19. NCBI's taxonomy places the organism in Eukaryota, Metazoa, Chordata, Actinopteri, Characiformes, Serrasalmidae. The record is from RefSeq and is a predicted model, not a curated record. Gene Ontology annotation, cellular component: membrane. The transcript is spliced from 6 exons. The coding region runs from base 123 to 731 and encodes 202 amino acids.